Molecule: messenger RNA, 1938 nt
Organism: Physcomitrium patens
Lineage: Eukaryota; Viridiplantae; Streptophyta; Bryopsida; Funariales; Funariaceae
Product: dihydropyrimidine dehydrogenase (NADP(+)), chloroplastic
Biological process (GO): thymine catabolic process; uracil catabolic process
Cellular component (GO): cytoplasm
Molecular function (GO): NADP binding; dihydropyrimidine dehydrogenase (NADP+) activity; uracil binding
Source: RefSeq, a predicted model, not a curated record
AUUCAUUCCCUUCCCCUUCCCCUCUUUCACACUACCUUGGGUACUGUCUCCUCUCCAGUCUUCCUCUUCACUCCCUUUGCUACCUUCUUCCUCUUCCGAGGUUGCCAAUUCCGUGAUCGAUUCCCUACACGGUGAUUGAUGUCCAGUCGAGAGUGAUCCGCCGCAGGAAUUUGUUCCGGGAGUUCUGCUCGGAGGAUUUGAGAGUGCAUUGUGUUGAGUGGAUGUGGGGAACGCUUCGUGGGUCUUAGAGAACUGGGAGGCUGGGUGGAGUAAGUUCUGCGAUCUGAGAUAUUCUGGGGAAUCGCGUGUGAAUAUUUAUGGCGGGAUUCAUCGAUGUCCUGCGCUUAGGCGCAUUGGAUCAAGCAGUAGCAAGUUCCGCGGAGCUUUAUGGUCGUUCUCGGCAGCACGAUCUUAGAUGUGGAUCACCUCGGAGGCAGCGCGUAAUGGUGCGUGCCGCAGCGGAGGGUCCAGAUUUGAGUGUCACCGUAAAUGGUUUAAAAUUUGCGAACCCAUUUGUUAUUGGAUCAGGACCUCCAGGUACCAAUUACACUGUCAUGAAGCGUGCAUUCGAAGAAGGAUGGGGCGGUGUUAUUGCUAAAACAGUGUCGCUAGAUUCAUCCAAGGUGGUGAAUGUGACCCCACGCUACGCAAGACUUAAGGCAUCUGGAGCCCCCGGAACCAAACCCGAGGUCAUCGGAUGGCAGAAUAUUGAGCUAAUCAGUGACCGCCCUUUUGAGACUAUGCUUGCAGAGAUGAAGCAGCUAAAGGAGGAGUUCCCUGACCGUAUCCUCAUUGCAUCUAUUAUGGAGGAGUAUAACCGUGAUGCCUGGGAGGAGAUCAUUGAGCGUGUCGAAGAAGCGGGUGUGGAUGCUUUUGAGAUAAACUUUUCGUGUCCUCAUGGGAUGCCGGAGAGAAAGAUGGGUAUGGCCAUGGGACAAGAUUGUUCUGUUCUGGAAGAGGUUUGCGGCUGGAUCAAUGCAAAGGCUACUAUACCAGUUUGGGCUAAGAUGACGCCCAACAUCACAGACAUUACUCAGCCAGCACGCACAGCUCUGAGAUCAGGUUGUGAGGGAGUGGCAGCAAUAAAUACAAUCAUGAGUGUCAUGGGUAUCAACCUUGACACUUUGCGACCCGAGCCGUGUGUUGAGGGUUACUCAACACCUGGUGGCUAUUCAUGCAAAGCUGUACGGCCAAUUGCGCUUGCAAAGGUUAUGUCUAUUGCUCAAAUGAUGAAGACUGAGUUUCCCGGUCAAGAUAGAUCCCUGUCUGGUAUUGGCGGAGUGGAGAGUGGCAGUCAUGCUGCCGAGUUCAUACUUCUUGGCGCCAGCACCGUACAAGUAUGUACUGGUGUUAUGCUGCACGGCUAUGGCCAUGUCAAGACAAUGUGUACAGAACUACAAGCGUUCAUGGACAAACAUGGUUUCAUAUCUAUUGAAGAUUUUCGGGGGGCCUCUUUGGGGUAUUUCACUACGCAUGCCGAUUUAGUGCAACGACAGAAAGAGGCCGUUAAGAUUAAAAAGAAGCAGCGGAAGGGUUUGUCCUCCGACAAGGAUUGGACAGGGGAGGGCUUUGUCGCGGAGACUGAAACUAUGGUCUCCAACUAAGGAGUUCAGCUUCCAUUGAAGCUGUGAAUGUGGACGUUGGGCUACAAGUCAUUCAUUAGCAACUGCUAAAGCAUUACAUCCGUUGCUACGUUGAUGAAAUCUGUGAUUUAGUGUAAAGAUGUUUGUCAGGUUUAGAACAGAGGAGGCGGAUUAUUUACAGUCAAGAACUAGGAUCAUUGUCACAUUUCUAGUUCACAGGCAUAGUAAGUCAUUAUUCCAAUGCAGUGAUGUAUGUGUCUUACACGGUUCAACAUCUUAUCCGAAGGGUGGAGAAUUUCCAUACCUGUGUUACACUGAAAAUUGGACGUUUGAAUAUAGUCAUAAUUUUCUCCAA